Messenger RNA from Acomys russatus (golden spiny mouse), 1773 nucleotides. It is a transcript of the gene Spdl1, whose product is annotated as spindle apparatus coiled-coil protein 1. The transcript has 10 exons. The record is from RefSeq and is a predicted model, not a curated record. The coding region runs from base 18 to 1697 and encodes 559 amino acids. NCBI's taxonomy places the organism in Eukaryota, Metazoa, Chordata, Mammalia, Rodentia, Muridae. Gene Ontology annotation, molecular function: kinetochore binding. Gene Ontology annotation, biological process: mitotic spindle assembly checkpoint signaling; mitotic metaphase chromosome alignment; establishment of mitotic spindle orientation. Gene Ontology annotation, cellular component: spindle pole; outer kinetochore.
UUUCUUAAUGCACCCAAAUGUGUUUUCAGAAUUAUAACCAAGAGAAGUACACCCUCCAAAGAGAAGUGGAGCUCAAGAGUCGGAUGCUAGAAAGCUUGAGCUCGGAGUGUGAAGCUUUGAAACAACAACAGAAAAUGCAGCUGGAGCAGUUAGAAAUGAGUCUGAGCAGAAGCCACAGGCAGCAAGUCAAUGGCCUGAGAGAUAAGUUAGAAAAACUGAAAGUGGAGUUAGAUGAGGCGAGGCUUAGUGAAAAGCAGCUGAGGCAGAAGCUGGAUCACCAGGAGGAACUUCUCUCUCACAAAUCAGAAGAACUGCAGCUCCUGUCUGAGCAGCGUGUGUGCAACAGCAUGUCGUCAGAGGUGCUGGCUCUUCAGAUGGAGCUGACCGAGGUGGAAGGGGUGAAGAAUGCCCUCAAAGAAGAGGUGUGCGAGCUGCAGUACAGGCACGAGCAACUGGAAUGCUGCAAUACUUCCUUACUGCACCAGGUAGACCGGCUUAAAGAGGAAAAAGAGGAGCGGGAGAAGGAAGCGGUGUCUUACUAUAAUGCCUUGGAGAAAGCUCGCAUAGAAAAUCAAGAUCUUCAGGUGCAGUUGGCGCACGCACUCCAGCAAGCCCUUGAUCCCAACAGUAAAGGAAACUCUCUGUUUGCAGAGGUGGAGGACCGAAGGGUGGCAAUGGAACGCCAGUUCAACCUGAUGAAAGUCAAGUAUCAGUCACUGAAGAAGCAAAACGCAUUCACCAGAGAGCAGAUGAACAAAAUGAAGUUACAAAUCUCCACAUUGCUGAGAAUGAGGGGAUCUGAAACCGAAUUUGAGCAGCAGGAACGGUUGUUUGCCAUGUUGGAACAGAAGAAUGGUGAAAUAAAGCAACUUUUAGGUGAAAUUAAUAACCUGGAGAAAUUUAAGAACUUGUAUGAAAGUAUGGAAUCUAAGCCUGGCGCAUCGGGCAGCCCUUGUCCUCUAGAGGACAGCACGUAUUAUGCAGAUUUACUUCAGCUAAAGCUUGAUAAACUAAACAAAGAAAAUGAAAGCACAAAAGGCGAACUGUCCAUACAGAGAAUGAAGGCAUUGUUCGAGAGCCAGCGAGCCCUGGAGAUGGAGCGGAAGCUGUUUGCAAAUGAGAGGCACCUGCAGAUUUCAGAAAGUGAAAAUAUGAAGCUGAGAGCUAAGCUGGACGCGCUGAAGCUGAAGUAUGAGCCCGAAGAGAAAAUUGAAGUACCUGUACUCAAAAAGAGGCGUGAGGUGCUGCCGUUGAAUAUCACCACCCCAGAAGAAACAACUGCUACCAGUGCUAUGGGAGAAGAAGUUUCUAGACUCCCACUUCAGAGGGAGGAGAUGGAGUCCUGUCUUAAUAACUUAAAAGACAAUACUGUGCAGUGGGAAGAGCCAGCUGCUUCUUCAAGCAUUCAUCCAGCCAGACUCUCUCCUCACAAGAGCCUGCUUCAGGAUCCGCAGCCGAAGGAGGAGAAGAAGUGUGUAAAGCUUGUGGAUGGUCCAGCCAACACGGAGGCCUUGCAUGAACAAAGUGGGAACAUGCCCAGUUCUCCUAGGUUGACGGCAGAAUCAAGACUUUCAACAGAAGUGAAGGAAACGAAAGAAACUACAAUCAAAUUGGGCAAAGGAGCUUGUAAGAAAUCACACACUAUCAUGUAUGUGUCCUCGAAAUCAACCCCAGAGAUGCAGUGUCCACAGCAGUAGUGAGGACCUGCUCAGACUCAGUGCUAAGACCUGGCAGGUAUGCUCCUGCCUCUGUGUCCUAGAAUAGAGAUGUGGC